Messenger RNA from Trichogramma pretiosum, 990 nucleotides. Its product is annotated as myoneurin-like. The record is from RefSeq and is a predicted model, not a curated record. NCBI's taxonomy places the organism in Eukaryota, Metazoa, Arthropoda, Insecta, Hymenoptera, Trichogrammatidae. Gene Ontology annotation, biological process: regulation of transcription by RNA polymerase II. Gene Ontology annotation, cellular component: nucleus. Gene Ontology annotation, molecular function: DNA-binding transcription factor activity, RNA polymerase II-specific; RNA polymerase II transcription regulatory region sequence-specific DNA binding. The transcript is spliced from 3 exons. The coding region runs from base 61 to 990 and encodes 309 amino acids.
UUGUAGUUCGCUCAAUCAUUACAGAAAGAUUCGUAGCUAUCGAAAUUCCAAGCGAUAAAGAUGGAAUCUAGUGGUUUAUUCAACAAUGUCGUCAGAGUGAAAGAGAAAUCUGGUGAUGUGUCGCUUAUUCAAAAUGAUUGCGAUAUGAUAGACCAAAAACCUAAUUUUAAACAUGUCAAAUGCUUAUCAAUUUCGCUGAAAGAUGCUAUCGAAGCACUUCGAAAAUUGGACGAAAAUCGAGAGGCUGAACUCGAGAACGAAAUGAAAACAGCUUUUGAAUAUGAAGAUAUCGAACACAAUAUGGAUUUGUCAGUAGUGAAAAAAAUUGACGAUGAUUUUCAAUAUCACUUGCAAAAUGUACAAAAUAACGAUGGUUAUAAUACUCAAAACAUAGUUGAAAUGGAAACCUCGAAAGAAGAGAAACAGGAAUUUUUUGGAGAAGUCGCAGAAAAAUUAAAUUUGAAUAUCUACUGUGAAACUGUCAAACAAAACAGAAAAAGAAGAACUGACGAACAUAACCUCGAAGCACGCAUCGAUACAGUGCAUAAUGGCGCUUCGUCGCAUGCAUGUGAUAUUUGCAGAAAGAAUUUCACAACAAAGGGUACUCUUAAAAUACAUAUCGAUGCAGUACAUAAAGAUAUUAAACAUCCAUGCGAUAUAUGCGGUAAAAAAUUCACAAGUAAGUACUAUCUCAAUACCCACAUCGAUUACGUGCACAAAGGUGUCAAACAAGUAUGUGAUAUAUGUGGAAAAACAUUCUCGUGUAAGAAUUAUCUUCAACUCCACAUCAAUGCAAUGCACAAUGGUAUUAGGUAUAAGUGUGACUUAUGUGAAAAGAAAUUCGCACAAAAAGGUAAUCUCAGAAUUCACAUUGACUCAGUGCAUAAUGGUAACACACAUUUAUGCGAUGUGUGCGGAAAGACAUUCAAUCAGAAAGGCGGUCUUAAAAUCCACAGUUAUAAGGAGCAUAAUUCGCGUAUUACAACUUAA